CCGCGCGCAAGCCCUUGAACCCCCGAGGCGCCUCCACCGUCGCCACACACGCAGCACAGGUAGGCAAGAGGAGGAGAGGAACCCGGCGGCGGAGAUGGUUUCCCUCAAGCUGCAGAAGCGGCUCGCCGCGAGCGUGCUCAAGUGCGGAAAGGGCAAGGUCUGGCUCGACCCCAAUGAGGUCAGCGAGAUCUCCAUGGCCAACUCCCGUCAGAACAUCCGCAAGUUGGUGAAGGAUGGGUUCAUCAUCAAGAAGCCCCAGAAGAUCCACUCUAGGUCUCGUGCUCGUAGAGCCCAUGAGGCCAAGCAGAAGGGACGUCACUCUGGAUAUGGUAAACGUAGGGGUACUAGGGAGGCUAGGCUUCCAACCAAGGUCCUGUGGAUGAGGAGGAUGCGCGUGCUCAGGCGUUUGCUGCGCAAGUACCGUGAAGCUAAGAAGAUUGACAAGCACAUGUACCAUGACAUGUACAUGAAGGUCAAGGGUAACGCGUUCAAGAACAAGCGUGUGCUCAUGGAAAGCAUCCACAAGUCCAAGGCUGAGAAGGCAAGAGAGAAGACACUUUCAGACCAGUUUGAGGCGAAGCGAGCCAAGAGCAAGGCGAGCCGCCAAAGGAAGAUUGCCAGGAGGGAGGAGAGGUUGGCCCAGGGCCCAAGGGAACCGGCGGCACCACCAGUAGCAGCUCUUGCUCAAACCGCAGUGGCGCCAAAGAAAGCAAAGAAGUGAAGACCUGACGGUGAGCAUUUCGCUGUUUGCCGAGUGAAACCAGUCAAGUGUUAGCAGAAUUUUGAAGUAUGGACCGUUUUAUUCCGUACUCAAGUAAUUCGAACUCAGAUACCUUUAAUGUUAUGUUUCGUGCUACCGGAUGUAGUACUAGAUGCUUAUGUGAAGUUUCUUUUAAAAAGAUGGUGAUAUCUUUACCCUGCA
This is a messenger RNA of Phragmites australis (common reed), 922 nucleotides long. Its product is annotated as large ribosomal subunit protein eL19x-like. Bases 95 to 721 code for a protein of 208 amino acids. Gene Ontology annotation, molecular function: RNA binding; structural constituent of ribosome. Gene Ontology annotation, cellular component: cytosolic large ribosomal subunit; ribosome. The record is from RefSeq and is a predicted model, not a curated record. Gene Ontology annotation, biological process: translation. Lineage: Eukaryota; Viridiplantae; Streptophyta; Magnoliopsida; Poales; Poaceae. The transcript is spliced from 5 exons.